AGCCAAACCCUGAGUCUGCAGCAGAAGGACAAAGAACGAGUGUGCCUUGCCUCACGGCUGCAGGCAGAGAUGGCGUCCUGAUGCCGGUGAAUAAGCAAAAAAACAGAGCAGAGGGAGGGGAGAAGGAUGCGGGCAGCGGAAGAUAAAAAGCUGCAUCAUUUAGAGCAUCACAUGGCAGAAGAUGAGUUUCUCUGGUGAUGGUGAGGAUGACAACGCUUUAAGGAUAUUUGCGGUGUUUCUUUUAAAUAGAUACUUGAUUUUCUUUUCUUUGUUAAAGCUGAGCUUUUAAGCAGCGGUGUGAUUCUUUUGAGGGGAAGCGGUGGGGGUUUGUUGUCUACCUCAGCUAUUUCUCCCUCCGCCGGGGCUCUCUGCUCAUCCGACGCAGGGAGGAGAGGGCAGAGGGAGGGAGAGAGCAGCGAUGGCUGCCGGUGGAGCAGGAUGCGGGGACACGGUGGAGCAGUGCCGGGCCCAGGUGGAGCGUCUGACCCGGGAGCUGGCGGAGGCCAACCGCGAGAAGAUCCGGGCGGCGGAGUGUGGGCUGGUGGUUCUGGAGGAGAACCAGAGCCUGAAGCAGCAGUACGCCGAGCUGGAGGCCGAGCAGGAGACGCUGAGGCUGGAGCUGGAGCAGUUGCAGGAGGCUUUGGCCAGCCUACUCCCCCCAGCGUAAGGUGGCAGAAGGGGGGAAAAAAACCAAUGAGAGACCCCUGCGCAGGAGCGCCACCAAGGAACCUACUACAUGGGCCGUUUUUGGAGUUUCAGCCCCGCCUGAAGCACAGUCAGACAACCCCCCUCCAACUUCGGCCCGCAAAAACACCUAGCACU
Etheostoma spectabile (orangethroat darter) is the source of this 822-nucleotide messenger RNA. RefSeq names its product protein bicaudal D homolog 1-like. The record is from RefSeq and is a predicted model, not a curated record. Gene Ontology annotation, cellular component: cytosol; Golgi apparatus. Gene Ontology annotation, biological process: regulation of microtubule cytoskeleton organization; positive regulation of receptor-mediated endocytosis; microtubule anchoring at microtubule organizing center. NCBI's taxonomy places the organism in Eukaryota, Metazoa, Chordata, Actinopteri, Perciformes, Percidae. The transcript has 2 exons. Gene Ontology annotation, molecular function: dynein intermediate chain binding; cytoskeletal adaptor activity; dynactin binding. Bases 419 to 667 code for a protein of 82 amino acids.